Messenger RNA from Bombina bombina (fire-bellied toad), 2773 nucleotides. RefSeq names its product sodium/hydrogen exchanger 2. Gene Ontology annotation, biological process: sodium ion transport; regulation of pH; proton transmembrane transport. The coding region runs from base 237 to 2630 and encodes 797 amino acids. Gene Ontology annotation, molecular function: sodium:proton antiporter activity. Gene Ontology annotation, cellular component: membrane. Lineage: Eukaryota; Metazoa; Chordata; Amphibia; Anura; Bombinatoridae. The record is from RefSeq and is a predicted model, not a curated record. The transcript is spliced from 12 exons.
CUGUCACUGUGCACCUGCCAAACAGUGCCACUGCCAAAGAGUUUGAGACGAAAGGGAACCGAGGCAGCAAGGCAAAGGUCUCUCUCUGACUGUGCUGGUGUUACUGGGUCCUCUGUCCUGGCUCAUAGCAGCAACGCGUCGCUCUGUCACCGUUCCACCUGACUACCGAGCAGGAGGCUGUCUGGAGCUGUCACUCUUCACAUGGCUGUUUGAGGUGAUCACACUACAAGUAUAUCAUGACCUUUUCUGCUUUGCCCAAUGCCGCUGUGUACCCACUGCUCUCUUGCCUUGUUACCUGGGGACUAUUCACACCCCUGGCUCUAGCCAGCUCCUCACCUGUUAGCUCUAGUACUGACUUAUGCACAACCCCACAAAAUAGAGUCACCCCUGUGGAAUCAAGACUGCCAGUGUUCACCUUGGAUUAUCCUCACGUGAAGUACCCGUUUGAGAUCACAUUAUGGAUUUUACUUGCUUCCCUGGCCAAAAUAGGUUUUCAUUUGUACCACAAACUGCCAACUAUUGUGCCAGAAAGCUGCCUUCUCAUCCUUGUUGGAUUAGUGCUUGGAGGAAUUAUAUAUGGUGUCAAAGAAUCAUCUCCUAUUGUUAUGAAGAGUGAUGCUUUCUUCUUGUACUUGUUGCCUCCAAUUGUGCUCGAUGCAGGCUAUUUCCUGCCUACAAGGCCCUUUUUUGACAAUAUUGGAACCAUAUUUUGGUAUGCUGUCGUUGGCACUCUGUGGAAUGCUAUGGGUAUUGGAAUCUCUCUCUUUGGAAUCUGUCAGAUUGAAGCAUUUGGCCUGUUGGACAUUUCAUUGCUUCAGUGUCUGCUUUUUGGCAGUUUGAUUUCGGCUGUGGAUCCGGUUGCUGUUCUCGCUGUUUUUGAAAAUAUCCAUGUCAAUGAGCAACUUUACAUUCUUGUGUUUGGAGAGUCUCUUUUGAAUGAUGCAGUGACAGUGGUUCUUUAUAACUUAUUCAAAUCGUUCUGUGCCAUGAGUACCAUUGAAACCGUUGAUAUAAUAUCUGGAACCGCCAACUUCUUUUUAGUGGGAAUUGGAGGAGUAUUAAUUGGAAUCGUUUUUGGAUUUGUAGCAGCAUUUACCACCCGCUUUACCCACAACAUCCGUGUGAUUGAGCCUCUCUUUGUCUUCCUGUACAGCUAUUUGUCCUAUUUAACUGCUGAAAUGUUCCACCUCUCAGGCAUCAUGGCUAUAACAACAUGUGCCAUUUCCAUGAAUAAAUAUGUUGAAGAAAAUGUUUCCCAGAAAUCUUACACUACAAUCAAAUAUUUUAUGAAGAUGCUCAGUAGCGUCAGCGAGACUCUGAUAUUCAUUUUCAUGGGUGUAUCGACAGUUGAUAAAAAUCAUGAGUGGAACUGGGCCUUUGUCUGUUUUACGUUGUUUUUCUGCUUGUUCUGGCGUGCAGCGGGAGUAUUUAUCCUGACCUUAAUAAUUAACUGGUUUCGUACAAUACCUCUGACUACAAAAGAUCAGUUCAUCAUUGCCUAUGGAGGUCUUCGAGGAGCAAUAUGUUUUUCACUCGUGUUUCUCCUUCCUGAGGCAGUAUUUCAAAGGAAAAAUCUUUUCAUCACUGCAGUCAUUGUGGUGAUCUUUUUUACUGUGUUUGUUCAGGGAAUGACUAUUCGCCCAUUGGUUGAUUUUUUGAAUGUGAAAAGAGCGGAUAAAAAGCAGCAGAAUAUCAGUGAAGAGAUCCAUAAGAGGUUUUUGGACCAUGUAAAAGCUGGCAUUGAAGAUGUGUGUGGUCACUGGGGUCACAACUACUGUAAAGACAAAUUUAAGCGGUUUGAUGAAAAGUACCUGCGUAAACUUCUGAUUCGUGAAAAUGAGCCAAAAUCAAGCAUUGUUUCCCUUUAUAAAAAGCUGGAAAUUAAGCAGGCUAUUGAGAUGGCAGAAACCGGCAUUAGCAGAGAUCCUUCACUAUCUUCACUGGUAAACUAUCAAAAGCAAAAAGUGAAACCUCUUUCGCCCACUGAUGUGAAUGAAAUGCGAGAUGUGUUAUCAAAGAACCUGUACCAGAUACGUCAACGGACAUUGUCGUACAAUAGACACAAUCUUGCAGUUGGAACCAAUGAAAAACAGGCUAAAGAAAUAUUGAUUCGACGUCGACACAGCAUGAGAGAUAGCCUGAGAAAAGAUAACAGCCUUAUAUCCAGGAAUAGAGCGGCAAGUGCUCAUCAGUCACGAUAUUUGUCUCUUCCUGGUCAUACAAAGCUUCCUGAUCGACAAAAUGAAAAAAGGACACCUUCAUUUACAGUUGGAGACAGUGACUUCUACCCACGGGAUUCUGUCCAGCAGUUACAUUUCCAUCCUACAGCGGCAGAAAUCCUAAAGGAACAAAGACAAAAGCGGCAACCAUAUAGCAGUUUUGAGAUGCAAAAUGAGUUUGGAGAUAAAGAUACUCAAGGCCUGAGUUUAGAAAAUAGACCUCUCCAACAGAAAGGAGUUCGGGAACCUCUUUUACUAAAACCAAGAUUUGGAAGUUUGCCAGAAGAGAGGGUGGAUGAAAAAAGUGAUUUGAUGCCAAUGCCUCCACCUCGAAGUAGACGCACAUUAGAGUUUGAAAAACAAAAAAGGAGAUACGAAGACGAAAAACCUCGUCCUAGAACACCCAAAUAGAAAACAAAAGUUUUUCUGUGUAAAAACAAUGAGAUAUUUAUGUUCAUAUUAUAUAGGGUUUGUAAGCUAACUCAUAACAGAAAUAUAUAUGUAGAUUGAAUGGAAAUACUAAUGAAUUUAAUACUGAUUUUACAGCCAAAUGA